GAAGAAGACCAAAUCAUGUCAGGAAGAGGAAAGACCGGGGGCAAAGCCAGAGCGAAAGCUAAGACCCGCUCUUCCCGUGCCGGCCUCCAGUUCCCCGUCGGCCGUGUGCAUAGACUUCUCCGCAAAGGCAACUACGCUCAUCGCGUCGGUGCCGGUGCUCCCGUCUAUCUUGCAGCUGUGCUCGAGUAUCUUACCGCUGAGAUCCUGGAGUUGGCUGGAAACGCUGCCCGCGACAACAAGAAGACCCGCAUCAUCCCCCGUCAUCUGCAGCUGGCCGUCCGCAACGACGAGGAGCUCAACAAACUACUUGGUGGGGUGACCAUCGCCCAGGGCGGUGUGUUGCCCAACAUCCAGGCCGUCCUUCUGCCCAAGAAGACUGAGAAGCCUGCCAAGAAGUAACUUGGAAACAACUUAUUGUAAACUCCAAAGGCUCUUUUAAGAGCCAACCACAUCUUCAUUAAGGGCUAAAUCUUGCUGAAUGGCUGCCCUCAACCAGGACUUCUAAGCGCUACAUUUGUAAUGCAUGUUCUUUAGCCCUAGGGUUACUUAAGCCACUGCUAGUGUUCAAUUAUAGGACUGUGGGGUCUUAAUUUAAUAGGAUGUUGAAAUUAUCUAUUAGAAAAGGAUAUUAAGGACUACUAAAGCUUUAGCGAUUUAG
Molecule: messenger RNA, 658 nt
Organism: Gadus macrocephalus (Pacific cod)
Lineage: Eukaryota; Metazoa; Chordata; Actinopteri; Gadiformes; Gadidae
Product: histone H2A
Exons: 1
Coding region: 16-399 (127 amino acids)
Cellular component (GO): nucleosome
Molecular function (GO): protein heterodimerization activity; DNA binding; structural constituent of chromatin
Source: RefSeq, a predicted model, not a curated record